CCCGGCAGCGCCGAGGACCUCGCGGCCGUGAUGGAGGCAGCCGGCGUGACGCCGCCCGGCCGCGGCCACCAGCGCAACCACAGCGCCACCAGCCUCGGCAUCAGCAGCAACCACAGCGUGUCGCUGGCCAGUGUCAGCAGCGAGGGCUCUGCCGACUCGCACCUGGUCGAGCAGGAGGACAUCGUCGCCCUGACGCACGACGUGCGUGCCUUCAAGGAGGCGCUCGGCAAGCUGCGCCGCAUCUUCCACCCGGAUAAAGAUAAGCAGGAGACACUGCGCGUGGCGGCGCACGAGCGUCUGGGCGAGGUGCUGCGCAUCCUGCGUACCGUGCUCGAGCGCUACGCCCCGCUGCAGAGCACCGAACUCUUCAUGGCCGCCGGCGCGCUUAUACAGCAAGUCAAACAGCACGGCUACGAGGACGAGAAGGCGGACCCCACCGAAUUCUUCGAGUCCAUCGACCAGCUGGCUCUGGCGUUCAGCAGCCGGGUGUCGGAGUACCUGAUGGGCGACCUGGACUCGUCCUCGACCGUGCUCACGUCGUCCUCGUCCAAGGCCAAGUCGUGCGAGAACCUGGCGUCCGACGCCGAGUCGGCCGUGGUCGAGGCGCGAGACGAGUGCGGCGCGGCGAGCCAGCUGUCGGCGCAGCAGCUGGAUGCCACGCUGCACAGAUUGGAUCAGGGCGUGGAGGUGGCGCUUCACCGCGCAAAGGUCUGGUCCAAGUACGCCAAGGACGUGCUGAGCUACGUGGAAAAGCGGACGGGCCUCGAGAUGGAGUACGCCAAGAACGUGGCGAAACUGGCGCAGACGAUGCGCUGCGCGCUGAAGGAGGAUAGUUUUCUACCAUUCCAAUCGAUCUACUGCACGGCGCUGGACCAGGAUCUGGAGAACUCAGCAACGGUCCAGAGCACGUGCGCCCUCUUGCAGGGCCACAAGUUCAUGGAGCCGCUGGGAGCGCGCCGGAACGACCACGAGCGCAGCAGGAAGCAGAUCAAGGAGCUGUGGCACCGUGAGCUGAAGCGCAUGCACGAGACGGUGGCCAAUCUGCGGAAGGCCAAGAUGAUGUACAUCCAGCGCCAGCAGGAGUACGAGCGGGCUAAGGAGGUGGCGCUGCGGGCGGAGGCGGGCGAGCAGACCGAGGCCAGCCGGACUGAGAAGAAGCGCCGUCUCGAGGAGGACGCCCUGGAGAAGGCGCACCAGGCGGAGCUGCAUUACCGCGAGUGUGUGCGCGAGGCGAACGAGCGUCAUGCCACGCUGCAGAAGGUGAAGGGCGAGGUGCUGACGCAGGUGCGGGAGCUGAUCCUGCAGUGCGACCAGACGAUGAAGGCCGUCACUGCCAGCUACUUCCAGCUGCAGCACACCACCGCCGCUCCCAUGCCCGUGCAGUUCCAGACGCUGUGCGAGUCCAGUCGGCUGUACGAGCCGGGCUCGCAGUACACCGAGUUCGUGAAGCGGCUGCUGCCCGCCUCCCGGAGCCACAGGGAUGUGACGGCGGCGGCGCCGGCCGCUCCCGCCGCCGCCGCCCCCGGCCCCUUCCAGUUCGAGCCGUACGGCGGCGACGAGGGCGCUCUGGGUCGCGACAAGAAGAGCAACGGCCAGCUGGUGACGGACGACGCGGCGCGGGUCUCAGACACGGGCGGCAGCACGAACAAGCUGGCCAAGCCGUGGGCGGCGGCGGUGCAGGCCGCCUCCGACACGGACAGCGUUGACAGCAGCAACAAGUCGGUGGACACGUCGCCGACGGCCAGCCCGGUGGCGGCGGAGCGCCGGCUGACCGCCAGCAGCGGCGACGAGCUCGAGACGGAGCAGGAGACCGGUGAGGAGACCGAUGGUUAUGUCACGCGGCGGGCGAUGAGCAAGGCGGCCGUCACCCACCACUUCCGCAAGCUGAUCGCGCCAUCACGCUGCAGGGAGUGCGACUCCUACGUCUACUUCCAGGGCCUGGAGUGCACCGAGUGCGGCCUCACCAGCCACAAGAAGUGUGUGGAGACGUUGGCCAUCCAGUGCGGCCACAAGCGGCUGCCGCGCAAGAUGACCACCUUCGGCGUCGACCUAUCGCAGCACCUGGCUGAGAGCAACUCGCCCAUACCGCACCUGGUCUGCAAGUGCGUGGCCGAGAUCGACCACCGGGGCUCGGCCAUCAAGGGCAUCUACCGGGUGUCGGGCGUGAAAUCCCGCGUUGAGAAGCUGUGCCAGGCGUUCGAGAACGGCGCCCACCUGGUCGACCUCACUGACGUGCACCCGAACGUGAUCGCCAACGUACUGAAGCUGUACCUGCGCCAGCUGCCCGAGCCGCUGCUCUGCUUCCGACUCUACUCCGACUUCAUCCGGAUCGCCAAGGAGCACCCCUCCAACGAGGUGGACCUGGCGACGGCGAUCCGUCAGUUGCAGGCGCUGUCGAAGCGCCUGCCGCGGCCGCACUUCGUGACGCUGGCCUUUCUCAUGCACCACCUGCACCGGGUCAGCCGGGGCGCGGCGCACAACAACAUGCCGCCCUCCAACCUGGGCAUCGUGUUCGGCCCGACCCUGCUGCGCACGUCCGAGGGCAGCGCCUCGCUCAGCUCGCUGGUGGACACGGUGCACCAGACGCGCGUGAUUGAGCUGCUGGUGAGCCACGUGCACGACAUCUUCGGCCCGGUGGAGCUGGUGACGCCGGCCGACUUUCCGCACCAGUACCGCACAUCGACACGCCGCUCGACCAGCCGCCUCCAGGACCGGCGCAGCCGCGAGGAGGCGCCUCCUCUGCCAGAAGAGCUACUGGCUCAGGCAGCGGGAGAGACGAGCCCGAACGGUGAGCCUGCCGUCGGGGCCGGCGGCGGCGGCGGCAGCGGCGGCGGCAGGCCGCGCAGCCUCAUCUACCGAGGCUCGCUGCGCGACUACAUGGGCCUCGAGUGCGCCAGCGUGUCGUCCGUGUCGUCCAGCAUCGAGAAGAGCGCUGCCGACGGGCGGCUCACCUCGCAGGAGAGCGACGAGCUCGAGGCGGCCGGCACCGCCGACGAGAAGCCGCCCAUCGUCAAGGUCUGCCUCAAGAGCUACAUCGGCCUCGAGUCGUUCCAGAGCCAGAGCUCGCCGAGCCUGCUGGCACCACCAGACAUGGGCUCGGCACACCCCAAGCUGCGCAAGUCCAUCUCGGACAACAGCGCCGGCUCCCUGUCGCCGGUGGACGGCGGCGUGUACAUGGGCGGCGAGUCGGGCGCCGCGGCACCGGUGACAAUGGCUGCACCGCUAGCGGCGCGCCGGCGACGCACCGGCGGCGCAGCGGCACGCAUGCGAGGUGGCGGCAGGCACUAA
Molecule: messenger RNA, 3288 nt
Organism: Pollicipes pollicipes
Lineage: Eukaryota; Metazoa; Arthropoda; Thecostraca; Pollicipedomorpha; Pollicipedidae
Product: rho GTPase-activating protein 29
Exons: 20
Coding region: 31-3288 (1085 amino acids)
Biological process (GO): activation of GTPase activity; signal transduction
Molecular function (GO): GTPase activator activity
Source: RefSeq, a predicted model, not a curated record